AUUUCCUUCAUCCUUAAACGAGAGCGUAUAGUCAUAGUUUAUGUUUUCAGACUGCACGAAAAUAUUAGGUAUAUAGUGUGUGAUGGUAUAGUGUAGUGUAUUCGCCUCUAUCUAUUUGAUUUCCAAGGUAUAGAUGAAAUAAAAUAUCAUUGUGAUAUUAUUCAAAAGCCAGGAAAUAUCAUCAUGGAGGACAUCAAUGGUUCCGGUAACGGAAACGCAGAACCAGCAUUUUCUGAAGAUAUAUCCGAAGCUAUCAAAACAAAACUUAAUAGAGAACACUUCCUCAUCCUCAAACAUAAACUGGAACCACUUCCAAUACGAACUGGUUUAUUGGGAGACCAUAGCAUCCUUCAAGUACAAAUUUUGCAUGAGGAUGGACAUUCUGAAAGUUUUCCUUUCUUCAUCAAAUAUUUUCCUAAGAUGGAAGCAUGUGCAAUGUUUGCAGAAGGUAUAGGAGCCUUCGAAAAAGAGAUGUUUGUGUACAAGCUUUUUGAAGAAUUCAGGAAGAGUGGGAUAAAUAUCAUUAACAGUGUUGUACCAGAAUGUUAUCUAGCGAAAAGCAACAAAUACUUUUUCUUAGAAGACCUUACAGCUGAUGGUUUCCACGCAUUGGAUAAACAUAAAGUCCUGGAAAGCGAAACGUUGGUUAUAUUACAAUCAUUAGCAAAAAUUCACGCAAGUAGUAUUAUCUAUGAAGAAAAGAUAGGAAAGACCUUGCUCGAAAUGUUUCCAGAAAACUUUGCAGAAUCUUUCUUCAAUGAUCGUGAGGGAUUCAUCAAUGAAGAUGGUAUCAACGCUUCCAUUAAAUGUGUAUUAAACGAAAUUGACAUUUUCGAUUUUCCUACAAAGCUCAGUUCAGGAAAAAACUUCCGAGACGUUGCUGAAAAAGUUUGUCAUAAAAUUUAUGAUUUGGUGAAGCCCUCUGAAAAAUUCAGGAAUGUCUUGACACAUGGUGAUCUCUGGGCCACAAAUUUUCUUUUGAAAAAAGGAGCUGAGGGCUCACAGUGUAAGUUCGUUGACUUUCAGUGUGGUAGAUAUGUCCCUCCUGCGCAAGAUGUGAUGUCUUUGUUACACCUAACAACUUCCAGGGAGUUCAGGAAGGAGCAUAUGUAUGAAGUUAUCGGAAUGUACUAUAGUUGUUUGGAGAAACAUUUGAAAGGGGCUGGACUGGUUCCAGAUAAACUGAUUCCAUUUGCUGAAUUCCUCGACAGUUGUGAAGAACAAAAAUCAUUCGCUAUAGUGCAAACUGCAAUCUACUUUCCACUGGUACUGGUUAGGAGUAAUGACAUUGAGAUUUAUUUUUCGGAUGUGCAUCUCAAUAAGAAAGUGUUAUUCGAAGAUAGGACUCAUUUGGUCUUAGCACACAAAGACACAGACACAUUUUAUGCACAUAGGUUGAGAGAGUCCAUUCAAGAUUUGAAGGAUUUUUGUGAAUAUAUUUGAUGAAAAAUACGAAACGGUAACACAAUUGAUAAAUGAACAUAUUGAAAUUGAAUAAAAUUGAGAAAACACUUG
Molecule: messenger RNA, 1515 nt
Organism: Phaedon cochleariae (mustard beetle)
Lineage: Eukaryota; Metazoa; Arthropoda; Insecta; Coleoptera; Chrysomelidae
Source: the annotation of a GenBank genome assembly